Molecule: messenger RNA, 1638 nt
Organism: Melospiza melodia melodia
Lineage: Eukaryota; Metazoa; Chordata; Aves; Passeriformes; Passerellidae
Product: excitatory amino acid transporter 5-like
Exons: 11
Coding region: 1-1638 (545 amino acids)
Biological process (GO): L-glutamate transmembrane transport
Cellular component (GO): plasma membrane
Molecular function (GO): neutral L-amino acid transmembrane transporter activity; L-glutamate transmembrane transporter activity; glutamate:sodium symporter activity
Source: RefSeq, a predicted model, not a curated record
AUGUGGGAGUGGGUCAGGAGAGCUGUGCUGCACUCGCUGGCCACGGCCCUGCUGCGCCUCUGGAAGUGGCUGCGGGUGUUCUGGUACAAGAAUGGCCUCCUGACCCUCUCCAUGCUCUCGGUGGUCACCGGAUGCCUCCUGGGGUUCCUGCUGCGGGCGCUGGAGCUGACAGACCUGGAGAAGCAGUAUUUUUCCUUUCCUGGAGAGCUCCUCAUGAGGAUGCUGAAGAUGCUGAUCCUGCCCUUGAUCACCUCCAGCCUCAUGUCUGGGCUGGCCACCAUGGACUCCAAGGCCUGUGGGAAGAUGGGGGUGAUCACCAUCACCUACUACCUUUGGACAACCUUCAUGGCAGUGACCGUGGGGAUCAUCCUCGUGGUCAGCAUCCAUCCUGGGGCAGCUGCCCAGAAGGACAACUACUCUGUGGGGAAAGUGGUGCUCAGCUCCGCCGACGCGUUACUGGAUUUAAUCAGAAACAUGUUUCCUUCUAACCUGGUUGAAGCUUCGUUCCAGCAGUACCGAACUGUUCUUGUCCCGGUGGUGAAAUCUCCUGGUUUUCCAAAGAUCCCGGGAAAACCUCUCAAUUUUAUUUACUUUGCACCUGAUGACAAAAACCCUGAAAUCCACCGGCCUGUGUUCCUUGAGCUGACACCAUCGCCCGAGAUGACCUACAGGACCCUGGCUGGGACCAGCAAUGAGAUGAAUGUCCUGGGCAUUGUCAUCUUCUCAGCAACCAUAGGACUUCUCCUGGGGAAAAUGGGCGAGCGAGGAGCCCCCCUGGUCAACGUGUGCCAGUGUCUGAACGAAGCAGUCAUGAAAAUUGUCUCGAUGGCUGUUUGGUACUUCCCCUUUGGCAUUGUAUUUCUCAUAGCUGGAAAGAUCUUGGAGAUGGAGGAUCCCUCGGUCAUUGGACAGAAGCUGGGACUGUAUGUCAUCACAGUAGUGUCAGGGCUUGCUGUGCAUGGAAUCAUCCUCUUACCUCUGCUUUUUGUGCUCAUCACCAAGAAAAACCCCUUUGCUUUCAUUCAGGGGAUACUGCAAGCCUUGCUGAUCGCCUUAGCUACAUCCUCCAGCUCAGCCACCCUGCCCAUCACCCUCAAGUGUCUCCUGGAGAACAACGGCAUCGACAGGCGCGUGGCGCGCUUCGUGCUCCCCGUGGGCGCCACCAUCAACAUGGACGGCACCGCGCUCUACGAGGCCGUCGCCGCCAUCUUCAUCGCCCAGGUCAACAAGUAUGAGCUGGACCUGGGACAAAUCAUAACCAUCAGCAUCACGGCCUCAGCAGCCAGCAUUGGGGCUGCUGGGAUCCCACAGUCCGGGCUGGUCACCAUGGUCAUCGUGCUCACCUCCGUGGGGCUGCCCACCGAGGACAUCACCCUCAUCAUCGCUGUCGACUGGGCUCUGGACCGGCUGCGCACCAUGACCAACGUGCUGGGGGACGCGCUGGCCGCCGGCAUCAUCGCGCACGUGUGCCACAAGGACUUCGCCCCAAAGCCGCCCCCGCAAAACCCAGUGAGCAACACAGACAAGUUUCUUUCUGCAGAGACCUCACACCUGCAUCCCAAGGACAAAGGGAUUGAAAUAACCGAGGAAACGCUGUUGGAUCAGACGGGAGUUCACUAUAACAUCUGCCAGGUGUAG